This is a messenger RNA of Nothoprocta perdicaria, 1906 nucleotides long. It is a transcript of the gene CALB1, whose product is annotated as calbindin 1. Lineage: Eukaryota; Metazoa; Chordata; Aves; Tinamiformes; Tinamidae. Gene Ontology annotation, biological process: regulation of presynaptic cytosolic calcium ion concentration; regulation of long-term synaptic potentiation. The record is from RefSeq and is a predicted model, not a curated record. Gene Ontology annotation, molecular function: calcium ion binding. The transcript has 11 exons. The coding region runs from base 23 to 811 and encodes 262 amino acids. Gene Ontology annotation, cellular component: cytosol; synapse; dendritic spine.
CCGCGCCCCUCCGCGCGCCACCAUGACGGCCGAGAGCCACCUGCAGGGCGUGGAGAUCUCGGCCGCGCAGUUUUUCGAGAUCUGGCACCACUACGACUCCGACGGCAAUGGGUACAUGGAUGGGAAGGAGCUACAGAACUUCAUCCAGGAGCUGCAGCAGGCGCGGAAGAAGGCAGGAUUGGAUUUAACACCUGAAAUGAAAGCUUUUGUGGACCAAUAUGGGAAGUCAACUGAUGGAAAAAUAGGAAUUGUUGAGCUUGCUCAGAUUUUACCGACAGAAGAAAAUUUCCUGUUGUUCUUUAGGUGCCAGCAGCUGAAGUCAAGUGAAGAUUUCAUGCAGACAUGGAGAAAAUAUGACAGUGACCACAGUGGUUUCAUCGAUUCUGAGGAACUAAAGAGCUUCUUGAAAGACUUAUUACAGAAAGCAAAUAAGCAGAUUGAAGACUCAAAGCUAACAGAGUACACAGAAAUAAUGCUCAGAAUGUUUGAUGCAAACAACGAUGGAAAGCUGGAGCUUACUGAACUGGCCAGGCUACUCCCAGUACAGGAAAAUUUUCUUAUUAAAUUUCAGGGUGUCAAAAUGUGUGCAAAAGAAUUCAACAAAGCCUUUGAGAUGUAUGAUCAAGAUGGCAAUGGUUAUAUAGAUGAAAACGAACUUGAUGCUCUCCUGAAGGAUCUGUGUGAAAAGAACAAAAAGGAAUUAGACAUUAACAACCUUGCGACAUACAAGAAAAGCAUCAUGGCCUUGUCUGAUGGAGGGAAGCUUUACCGAGCAGAACUGGCUCUUAUUCUCUGUGCUGAGGAAAAUUAGACCUCUUCUUCCAUGCCCACCUAACUAGUGAUGUACUCUAUCUACACAAUAACUGUGCACUAUAAGGGAGUAGGCUGUAUUUUUAAAUUGCAUAUAGAAAAUUAGCCAGGAUGUGUGGCACAUUCCUUUCGGUUUGUUUCUAUACUGUUUGUAAUGUACAGUUUUUGUAACUAUAAGAUUGAAAAAGAGAAUGUGUUUGGGCCAGUCUGUAUAUUCAAUAAGAAAUUAAAAUAUGUUGGAGUUGGGAUUUUUUUUUCUUUCAUAAAAACAGCUGGGAAAAAAAUUAAACCUGCUGACACUGUUGUGGUCACCAUAUCCUUUGACACCUGAAAUGUUUUUUCUUCUUGAUCUCUGUUACAAAAAAGAUCUAAAGAUAUCUUUACAAGUUACMACUAAACAUGGGUUUUUAAGUGGAAAAAAAAAAAAAGGCGAGGAAAAAGACUUAAUUUUGCUUUAGGAWAAAGGGAGUUGGAAAGACAUUCUCCAAAAUUUACCAUGGCAUUGAGAAAUAUUUUCAGUUGUCAAACCACCCACUUACAGGUAUCUCUGCAGUUUUCAGUCACUCUUCCCAUUACAAACGCAUCGCACAUAGACAAAGCAUUUGCAAGCAGAAGAAAUCCGGGAUAGCUUUCCCACCAGUAGCUGACAAAAAUAKAGUGUUUUCAAUCUAGUUGUUUAACUUUAUUGAAUUUAAACAUAGGCAUUGCAGACACAAAAGCCUACAAUUUGUCUUGGAGUCCUGGCUAAAUGGCAGGUAACAUAGUUAGCACACACAUCAGCACAUGAUAGCAUAAGUGUACCUUUCAUGACUAUUGCUGUGUCAGAGAAUAUGACAAUCCAUUUUCUAAACUCUUUUCACAUUUUGCAGGUUAUAAUUAUUCUAGUAAAUUGCUGUUUUUACAUCAUAUUCUGUGUAAUCUAUAAUUAAAUUUAAUAUCCUAAGACUGUUGGUGUCUAGUUUGUCUAUCUCCCACAUUCUUUUUCUGUAGAUGACAAAACAACUGUUUGGAGAAAAAAAAAAUGUGCCUCCUUGGAUUUUACAUUGAGUGUCUAAGCUAUAAUAGUAYAACCACUUAACACCAAAAAAGACAAAAG